This is a messenger RNA of Anarrhichthys ocellatus (wolf-eel), 2545 nucleotides long. RefSeq names its product ubiquitin domain containing 1b (gene ubtd1b). NCBI's taxonomy places the organism in Eukaryota, Metazoa, Chordata, Actinopteri, Perciformes, Anarhichadidae. The record is from RefSeq and is a predicted model, not a curated record. The transcript is spliced from 4 exons. Gene Ontology annotation, molecular function: protein binding. Bases 634 to 1428 code for a protein of 264 amino acids.
GAAUUCCAAAACUCAGCAAAAAGUAGACCGAUAUUCGUGAUGUACUUCCUGACAUUCCAGCAUCAACGUGCAAAUGGUCACGAGUGCGCGGAAGUUUGUGUUUACUGGUGUUCUAGUAGCUAGCUGGUUGGCCCUGUUAGCUUGUUAGCGAGGAAAGGUGCGCGCUGUGUGGAACGCUGGACUUCACAUUUCACAACUAGACCAACUUAGCAGGCAAGUUAGACGACUGACAUGUUUCAGUUUGUAUUGUAACAUUUAAACAAACGGUUCGGUUGCUCGCUGAUUUGUCAAACUCUUAUAACGUUAGUGCGGGCCACGAGCUUUGAGUCUCGUGGGGUCGUGUCACACUCAAACAGCACUCUUAAGUAAAGAGAGGAAACUCAUAGUAAGCCUAGAUCUUAAUGGUAUAACAGUUAUAUAUAUAUAUAUAUAUAUAUAUAUAUAUAUAUGCGUUCAUCGCUAUUAAACAUCCGCGUGUUCCCGUCCUUGCCGCCGCCUCGGGUGACCUGUAGGCUUGCAGCAUCGGACCUGCGACCCGUCCUCUUCAUCGGACCUGGUUCACCGUCUUCUGCCGCGAUGGGCCCCCUGUUCAGCUAGUGCGACGCGUGGAAACAAUCCGCAGCCCUCUGAACCAUGGGAGGAUGUGUGGGGAGAUACUGGGAAGGCUGGGAGGACACGCAGAGCCGAGGCUCGUCCAGGAACGGUGGACGUGGAGGACGCAACGAGCCUCUGAAGAAAGACCGUCCCAAGUGGAAGAGUGACUAUCCGAUGACCGAGGGCCAGCUGCGGAGCAAGCGCGACGAGUUCUGGGACACGGCGCCGGCCUUCGAGGGCCGCAAGGAGAUCUGGGACGCCCUGAAAGCAGCGGCCGUGGCCUUGGAGGGCAGCGACCACGACCUGGCCCAGGCUAUAGUGGACGGGGCCAGCAUCACGCUGCCACACGGAACUCUUGCAGAGUGCUACGACGAACUGGGGACCCGCUACCAGCUGCCCGUCUACUGCUUGGCUCCGCCUGUGAACCUCAUCUCAGAGCGCAGCGACGACGACCCCAACGAUGGCCCCGAACCUGCUGUGGCGCCUAAGAAGGAGUUCCAGCUCAAGGUGCGGCUGUCCACGGGCACGGACCUGCGCCUCAGCGCCAGCAUGGCCGACACUAUCGGGCUCCUGAAGAAGCAGCUGCAGGCCCAGGAGGACAUUGACGCUGGCCACCAGCGCUGGUUCUUCUCCGGGAAGCUGCUCACGGACAAGACGCGGCUGCAGGACACGAAGAUCCAGAAGGACUUUGUCAUCCAGGUCAUUGUCAACCCGCAGGCCCUCCGAGGCCCCAAGCUGUCACCCACCACCACCCCCACCAACACUCCCACCAACAGCCCCACCACCGCCACCCCCACCGCUGAUGCUGACGCCUCCUCGCCUACGUCUGAAUGACCAAGGACUCAGAGGAUGGACGGAGGGAUGGUGGGCGGCGGCACACUCUUAAGCACCAGAGCUGCCUCCUAUUGCUGGAUAACUUUUUGAGAUCGUACCGUGGAGGUACAAAACUACUGCGGGGCAAAAAACACAAGGGAGAAAAUCAUGAAAGUGCUGCUCUCUUUCAUCUACCAUGUGUCAUUGUAUUUUGUCUUGUGUGCUGGUUUUGCUCUUUAAGCGGAUCCAGUCACCACGCUGACUCUGGAGGUCCUCGUCCCCCUGCCUCUCUGAACCAUCUUGAAUAAAAAGCAGAAUGCAGCCUUUUCGACCACAUACAGAAUGUGCACAUCAUGCUGCACGUGCAGACUCCGCCUCUGCACUUUUUUUUUAAUCUGCACUAACGCUAACUUAAGUGCCAAUGGAAGAGAGGCAGAGAGGCGUUAGUGUGGUUCUAAAGCACAUUUCUAUAUGAUGCCCGUGGACUUCUCUUCUCCACAGAAAGACGAGGGGAAGGCAGAUACUGAGACUUUUUUCUCCUUUCUUUCUUUUCUCGAGGAAACAAUGUAAACUGAGCUUUUUUGCACAUUUUGAAGAUUACUAUACUUUCGUGGUAGUUUGUGUGCCUUCUACAAGACAAAACAAAAAAAGGGUUACUGUCUGGCUAGUUUUACCGCUAGGCUAAUAAGCCUUCUGUAUUUUUUUAGAUUCAGGAACUCUUAGAUCAACCCAAGCUGUAACCGCUGCCUUUUUUUUAACGAUUUCAUGAAUCCUACAGACAAAACAUCUGGCGUGUGUGUUGGGGCGAAAGUAAUGUGUGUUUGGCGACUAUGAUGACAUUGCAGUUUGACGUAGUUCACGGAGACGAGACUGUUUCCCCGGUCAUAGCUUUGCAGUCAAUCAUGUCAUUUUGUAAAGGGAAAGAGUAUUCUCCCAUGUAAGAAUAAUGGUCUUAAAAGAUGCAUUGUUGACCAUUUAAUGACCCCCCCACCCCGCCCUGCCCUGUCCUCUAGGGGGCAGCAACACACAGCCCUGAUACAUUCAGCUCACUUGCUUCGGGCUUGUUCUUUUUUUUUUUCUCCACCCGAUGAAUGUAAAUCCAGUAUUCAUUUUCCUUUUUUAUGCUCGAUCUGUUUGA